Molecule: messenger RNA, 7632 nt
Organism: Blastomyces gilchristii SLH14081
Lineage: Eukaryota; Fungi; Ascomycota; Eurotiomycetes; Onygenales; Ajellomycetaceae
Product: anaphase-promoting complex subunit 1
Exons: 10
Coding region: 1-7632 (2543 amino acids)
Biological process (GO): protein K11-linked ubiquitination; metaphase/anaphase transition of mitotic cell cycle; anaphase-promoting complex-dependent catabolic process
Cellular component (GO): anaphase-promoting complex
Molecular function (GO): DNA-binding transcription factor activity, RNA polymerase II-specific; zinc ion binding; molecular adaptor activity
Source: RefSeq, a predicted model, not a curated record
AUGGCCUCAGUCCGCUCUCUGGGCCUCCACGAGCCCGUUGCAAUACCAUACCUCGUGGCCGAGUCGAAGCUGCCGGCAAACCCCUCUGACGACCAGUUUGUUUGGAAAAUAUGCGCUGUCGAUAAUGGAACUGGAAGUCUACUGGAGGAGGAGAUAAUAUUCACAAAUAAUUACGUUGUUUGGUCUCGAGGCGGGGUAGUUAAAAGGUCAUUCAGCUUUGAUAUCGAGAAGGAGGAAAUAAUUGACGCCUUAUUUGCGACAUUCCCAGCUAGCUCGAUUGAAGGAGAAAGUACAAGGACUUUUGGGAAGAGCCCAACUGCCGAAAACCCAUCCCGCAAUGGAAUUGCUGCAGCGAAUGAUUAUUUACAAAACAAUCUAACAGGGAGGAAGCGUCUCCAGGAAGGAGGCAAGGUGGCGUCACAAUCGGGGGCCAUUCCUACACUCGCUGUUGGCGAUGGAUAUGUGGAAAGCAAUUUACGUAGAGCAUUGGUUGUGGUUUUGAAAUCCCAAGCUCACGUAUUUUUUGUCAACGGCGACUCUCAUGUUGUGCCGUUGCCUUUCGAAGUUGACGCCGUCUGGGCUACACCACGGGGCCUGCUGCUUCAGAGGAAGGUCACAGGAGAGUGGAAGAAGACGGUGCCAGCGGCUCCGCCGAACUCCUUCGUUUCUUCGCAUACCAAAUAUCAGAAUUCAUUCACCCUUUCCGGUGGGAGUGGUGCUCGGCCAUCUCUUACGUUAUCUCCCGCUCAGCCAUUAAAAUGGAUUCCGAAAAUGUAUGAUAAUACUUUUCUUCCUCGAGUGUUUUGUCUCGUGGACCCUCAUUCUGAGAUGGGAUUGGUUGUCGCUAGCAAUCCUUCUCUAUCCACACAAGAUAAUGGUGCAAGUUUUGAUGCGCUUGAUCCGAUGGAAGAAGUACUGUAUGUCUCUGCGAAAGAUGAGGCCGCGAAUGGAAAUGCUAAAGGCCCCGAUAAAUAUCCCUUAUUAUUCGUCGUGACAUUGAACGAAAAGUCUGGAAUGUAUACUAUCUGGACCGCCCGCUACAGGGACAAAGAUUCCGCGCUCUCCAACUCUAAAAAGCGAAUGUCAACUGUGGGUGGGACACAUUCGAAGAGACGAAGCUCCCACUUUGAUAUGGUAGGUGUCAAUACACCGGUUGGUCGGGGACCAGCUGGGCUUCGCGAAAGUUUUGGCGGAUUAAAUCAUGGCCGAUCUGUAUCGGAUUUGUCCAAACCAAACCAAAAGCCUAAUACCGACGAUGAAGAAGAUUUUGCGUCUCAACUUGGUCACGAGUUUGACGACAUUGGUGUUUCUAUGAGGGCAUCUCGAAGAGUGAGCUCAUUGCUUUCUCGUGCAGAUCUGGCAGCGAACAAUGACAGGACAACGUUUUCGGACCUUGUGACUGGCACCCAGAAUGCUUCAUCGUUCUAUGGAGGUAGGCGGGGAGAAUCGUUCGGCGGCCAAACCGGUCGUUCAAGCUUCGGAUACCACCACAGAAACUCGUUAACUCAAGGAAGCACUUCAAUCUAUAGCAACGGCAGUAGUUUCCUCGAUGCCCCUGUUGAUAAAUUUUUAGAAAGCUUAAACAACGGGGGUGACUUUGAAGGAUUCGAUAGCAUGGGCCUGAGAGAAACUAUAUCUGGUCUACCGAGAGGGCUGAUGCUUGUAAAAGUAGACAGCUUUUCGUCCGGAUUGCAAACUACCCGGAGUACAUCAACUUUCCCCAGGGACCGGAAAUUUGAAGUGUUUACGAUCUCUUCGUACCAGGACACAUCCUCGGAGUCACCUGAUUCGCUUUCAAUUGCUCUCUGCAUACUUAACAAGAAUUUAAAGAACCUGUCCGUGGUAAGCCUUCUUGCGACCAACACAAGUUCUGAAGCGCAGCCCAAAUCGCGUGUUAGGAAGGAAAAGAAAAGCCACGGUUUAAGUGACCGAGGCUUCACUGUUCGUGCUACAGGCGUCCUGAAUGGACCCAAUGUUGUGGACUGCUGCAAAUUGGUGGAUGAAGACGUAUCGCGGAUACUUAUUUUAUCCUCAACGAUCGACGGUCGAGGGGAGUUGACAUUACAAGCGCCCUGGAGUAGCCUUGUUAAAGUCGAGCUUCCGUCAAGUAUGAUGAUUUAUGGGCCACACGGAAUGUCAAUUACCAGCUCUCCGAAUAGACCACGAGAAGGGAGUUUGAAGAGAGUUUUAAGCGACGGCUCAUUUGACCUGUGUGGGCUACUUCAUUCUACGAAUAGGGGCAAGGUUGACGUGGUUGAUAAGAAAGGGCGGAAACACAGGAUUCAGAUACAACUGGAGCCGCAUAAUCCCCGUGUCAAGCAGAUCCUUGACGUCUGCAGGUUUGUGCUGCGACGGGCACAUAACGCCGGGGAUGGAAUUCUUGUUGGUUGGUGGGAAGUUUUGAAAUGGUUGCAGGCAAGAAGGGAGGGGGAUAAUGAUAACGAUUUAGAGUGGACUGCAAUGGUGGUUGUGCUAUUUACAAUGGGGGUUUAUUUUAUCGAAGGCAAUCAUUCAAAACCUGCAACGAGACCUAAGCGAAGAAAAGCCGAGUUUCUACGAUCUAGUAGUGGAAGUUCCAUUGACCUUGACAACUGGGAUAGUAUGUUGGACCAAGAAGCUGGAUCGCAUGGUGUUGGGUCGUCUUGGAUGAUGGGUUCCGCUUGGGGCUGGGUUUUGGAAGAGGAUUUGAAGCCUACCGAAGAAAUCUCCUGGGGAGAUCAUCGACCCGGCCCUGAGGCUGGAGCCAUUCCCCGAAAAAAUGCUUAUAUUCUCCGUUGUGCGGCGUUAUCCCGGGAAUUUCUUUCGUCUCCCCAAGGCGAGGCCGCAAUCGGUGCGGAGGGCUAUCUUCCAACUGCAGUUUCUCGUGACCCCGACACAAGACGAACUACUCUUGGCACGAUCUUAGUGGGACUACAUUUGUUUCGCGAGGAGCAAAAGUUGUCUACUAUCAAUGCAGAAACUUCUUAUUCAAAAACUGGCCUUCUCGCCCCUGUCCUAGCACAAAUCGGUGGAUGGCUGGGGUGGGAAUCCUGGGAUUGGAAGCGCAAUGGAUAUUACAGCGUAGAGAUGGCUAGUAUAGAUCGAUGGGCGUUUGAAGAAUCCAGGAUUUCGGCUUUGGACUUACCGGAAGAGCCUUUUCCUCCCCCUUCGAUACUCUCAUUUGUUGAAAAAUCUCUGAACCAUGAACAAGCGAAAUUUCUGACGAUCCUCGACGUCGUAUCAAGUUCCGCACAGGCAGCUGGCCGGGAUUCUACCCUGCAGCAAGCUAUGAGGCUCACACCCCGGACUUUGGCAUUCAGUGGCUUCAUUUCGGAACUAAAACCACAAACUACGGUUGAAGACCGGGUGGAACUGUUGCUUCGCUGGGGUUUAACGAGUUCUGUAAUUGAUACCCUUCCAGACGGCAUCAGUGUUCCUCUUCACGAAGCUAUUGUUCGGUGCCAGCCGGCACCCCCGAGUCACUGGGGGAGUUCACUGCUCGCAUUGAUCGACAGAGACGAUCUUUUCAUGUCGAUGACGGAAGACAGGGCCAGCUCUCCAAUGUCAAGGUCUCCGUUUAUUCAAUCCCAUGAUGCUGCACGUGAUGUUCAUUCGAUUGGGAAUCCGUCGCUCGAUGGGACUACUGUGAAUUCCUUCGAAGUUUCCGCGGAAGCCGAUAGGCAGUCCAUCACGCGACUUAUUUUCCGCGAGGAUCGACGCUUUUAUGAGGCAUUCAGGAUCUUGAAUCAAAUGAAACCCCCAUACGCAGAAUAUGUACCGGCCCCGGGUUUGUCUGAAUCGGAAGUCCUUGAGGCCCAGAAGGAAUUGGUUCAGCUUGUGGUCUUGCGGACUUUGUCAGUACCUGCUGGUAGAGCAAUGAUUGGGUUUAGUGGCAGGGUACCACUCUUAACUGAGAAACUACCAAUACCCGCUUUUUCCUUGCAGUGCGUUAUGAAACCGUCGAAUGUGACAAUUAGUGCUGAAAAGUCCGCUUUCUCGGAGGAUAAAGCUUGCUGGGCAUUCUUUCACAAUGGGGCGUCAACUGGACUCGCUAUAUCGAAAGCUGCGAAAGGCAUUGAUACGUCCUGGAUAUUGUAUAAUAAACCAAUUGAGCUAACGAAUAGACACGCUGGAUUUUUGCUUGCGCUGGGCUUGAACGGACACCUAAAGUCUUUGGCAAAAUGGGUCGCCUUCAAAUAUUUGACUCCUAAACAUACCAUGACCUCCAUUGGUCUUCUACUGGGGCUUUCCGCUUCCUAUCUCGGCACCAUGGAUACUCUGAUAACACGCCUGCUUUCAGUUCAUGUAACCCGAAUGUUACCUCCAGGCGCCGCGGAAUUGAAUCUGUCCCCAUUGACACAAACUACAGGAAUUAUGGGUAUUGGGUUGUUGUACUGCAACUCCCAACACCGGCGGAUGAGUGAAGUCAUGCUGUCGGAAAUGGAAAAUACAGACCAGGAGGAGCCAUCUGUCUCCCAUGACAUUCUACGGGGCGAGGGGUAUCGUCUGGCCGCAGGCUUUGCUCUAGGCUUCAUAAAUUUAGCCAAGGGGAGUGAUUUAAGAGGGCUCCGUGAUAUGCAUAUCGUGGAAAGAUUACUAACUCUUGCCGUUGGGACCAAAAAUGUGGACGUUGUUCAUAUCCUGGAUAAAGCCACCGCCGGUGCUACUGUUGCACUGGCAAUAAUAUUCAUGAAAUCAAACGAUGCGGCAGUCGCUGAAAAGAUCGAUAUCCCCGACACGGUUGCUCAGUUUGACUAUGUGCGGCCUGACAUCUUCCUGCUUCGAACAUUGGCUAAACACCUAAUAAUGUGGGAUUCUAUUACUGCCAGCUAUAGAUGGAUUAAGAACAAUAUUCCAUCUAUUUAUAAGCGCAAAUAUCGCCUGAUGACAAUUCAUCAUUUGAGCACUGAUGACAUGCCAUUUUUCAACAUUGUUGCAGGGCUCUGCUUUGCUAUUGGGCUUCGAUUUGCCGGUUCUGGUUUACCUCAAGCACGCGACCUUCUUGUUUCCUAUCUUGAUCAGUUUAAACGGAUAUCGCGGUUCGCUGUGCAUAACUACGAUGAGAAGCUAACUCGCAACGCAGUUCGCAAUUGCCAGGAUAUUAUUGCAUUAUCUGCAGCUGCUGUCAUGGCUGGAACUGGAGAUCUCAUAGUGUUCCGCCGUCUUCGAUCACUUCACGGCCACGUUGGUGGAGACAUUCCAUAUGGAAGUCAUAUGGCAGCACACAUGGCUAUUGGUAUGCUGUUUUUGGGAGGUGGAACAUAUACGCUGGGUACUUCGAAUCUUGGGAUCGCAGCUCUACUGUGCUCCUUCUAUCCCGUAUUUCCCACCACUGUUCUUGAUAACAAAUGCCACCUUCAAGCCUUCCGUCAUCUUUGGGUCCUCGCGGCGGAGCCAAGGUGUCUUAUUCCGCGCGACCUUGACACACGGCGUGCGGUAACAAUUCCGGUGUCCGUAACACUCAAAACAGGCGAGAGCCAAGUUACAACAGCGCCAUGUCUACUUCCUGAUUUAGAUGAUCUCGCAACUGUAAAGAUACAAAGCCCGGAUCACUGGGAUCUGACUUUGGACUUUGCUGGUAACCCAGAUCUCAGGGAUAAAUUCCGCUUGGGUAACCAAUCUGUUUACCUCCGUAGGCGAGCAGUUUACAAUGCGUCUUGCACCUCAGAAUUUUCUUCAUCCCUGAUGGCACUGAGCGACGUUCAGGAUAUCCCUUCGUCUUCGGUCCCGGGUUACUCUCGGACAGUAAACGCUGUGCCGAGUGCAGCAGCAUCUAUCCUGUAUUCCCAAGGCAAAUCAUCUAUUCAGGUCCGAUUCCCCGCGCGUCACCUCUGGGAGUGGAUUUUCAAUCUCCCUGCCUUCCGAAUUCUUGAUAUGGGUGACAAGGCGCUAGUGAUACCCUCACUGCCAUCUCAGCAACCAAUUACGAUUUAUGCCAGGGACCAAUCCAAAAUUGUUAUUGAGUCACCUUCCUGGUUGCGUCCAAGUGCGGUGGAUACGAGACUGGUACUUGAAAAGACGGUCCAGCAUUUGGUGGCGGCUGCAACUGGCCAAGGCGGCGGGGAUGACACGGUCAAAGACCGAUUAUGGCAACUCAGACUCCUUUUCGCAUGGCUGGACUCGAAUGACGACCUGGGGAGAAGAAAAUCCGCUACGGGAGAAAAAGGUAGCUUCAACACCUUCAAAGGGAUGUGGCUUAGGACCGAUAUUAUUGAGGAUGCUCGAUGGAGGGUGUGGGGCGUUCAAGUGGGCGACAACGAUACUAGCGGACAACUAGUCGAGGUUGCCGAAUCCCCUGCGAAGGCUUCGAUUGAUAAGAUGGACGGCUGGCCCCAAACCAGAUUUCCACCACAGACUAUUAAAAAGCAUGUCCAAUGCACCGAGGAAUGGCCGGUAUGCAGCCGAUGCGAGCGACUGAACCUGCACUGUGUUCGUGGCCUCAAGUUGCUCCGGAGAGAGGAUGCGGCUCAGAGGGGCAUACGCUUUGGCCGGGAGGGAACAUGGUCAAAAGGCUCUUCGAAGGCCGUAACACCUACAAAAGUCGAAAUUGGUCAUGAAUUCCAGCCUGUCUCCAUUGACCACACGGGAUUUAACCCCUAUUUAUCUCUCGUCACGCCGCUGGCUUUGAAUUAUCAACAACCCCACGAGCCGCUGAGAAACAUCCUCCUUGCCAUUGCUGCGAACCAACGUCAUCUCCUUGGCGACAGUACCUAUGAGCGGGAGGCAUUUUAUUUCAAGCAGAAGGCGCUACAUGGCUUGCAGAAUGAGACUAACCAUAGGAAACCGAGUGCUGGAGCAGUUGCGACGAUAACCGAUGGGUGUACCCCUUCAUGGACAACACAUCUUCGUGGGGGCCUUCAGCUCAUGGAAAUGUUUCCACAUCAAAUGUGUGAAAAUCCUUCGGAGGUGCCACAAGUAGCUCAUUCAUGGCUUGACGACGAUGACCUUGAGGAGAUUGACGUAUUGAUGGGUUGCUCGCGGGGCCUCAUGACAUUAAUAAAUAAAAUAUCAACCUUAGGAGCAAAGAAGUCAAAGGCGAUGAAAACCCAUCAACUCACACUGCAAGAAAUCUCAAAUUUCAAUACAGCGAGGAUUGAUAUCGAAGCCGAAUUACGAGUUCUCCACCAAAAGCUACCAAGCUACGCCUCCCUCCAAGAGGACCUCUUACGGAUUGCCGAAACAAAGAGGCUCGCAGCGAUUCUAUACCUGCGCGAACGCCUGGGGAGCCCGACUGGUCUUUGCUAUUUUUAUCCCGUUGAGAAGUUUUCUCCUCACCAAGAUCAUAAACAUAAGCAUAAUAAUAGCAUCAACUCGCCGCUUAGCCACCAAGCCACUACACUAAGUGUAGUGGAGACAUCACCAUCAGGAUUCAAAGCCCGAAUCGUCAACAUGAUAAUAAGCCUUAUGGAGAACCUACCCGAUUCCCCUACGUUACUCUGGCCACUCUUUAUUGUAGGCACUGUGGGCCUGGAUGAUGAAGCGCAUCGCCGUUUUGUGCUCGACAGAUUGACGAGCAUUCAGAAGACGCGCAACUUGGGUAGUGUUCGAAGGGCGUGUAUGGUCGUUGAAUGUGCAUAUCGGGCAAAGGAUAUCCAUUUCCCGCGAGGUAAGGUUUGGGGAGAUGAAGGGCCAGGGGUUAUUAGUUUGGCAUGA